This is a messenger RNA of Sceloporus undulatus (fence lizard), 1921 nucleotides long. Its product is annotated as collagen alpha-1(I) chain-like. The coding region runs from base 1 to 1737 and encodes 578 amino acids. The transcript has 9 exons. The record is from RefSeq and is a predicted model, not a curated record. NCBI's taxonomy places the organism in Eukaryota, Metazoa, Chordata, Lepidosauria, Squamata, Phrynosomatidae.
AUGGGGAGCUGGGCAGCCGAGGGGCAAAGGCUGGGCCCACGCCUCCCCACCUGGCCUUACCUGGCCUGGCCCGCUAGCUGGGGAGGGCAGCCGAGGGGCAAAGGCUGGGCCCCGGCCUCCCCACCUGGCCUUACUGGCCUGGCUGCCUUAGCUGGGGAGCUGGCAGCGAGGGCAAGGCUGGGCCCGCCUCCCCACCUGCUUACCUGGCUGGCUGGCCUUAGCAUGGGGAGCUGGGGCCGGAGGGGCAAAGGCUGGGCCCCGCCUCCCACGGCCUUACCUGGCCUGGCUGGCCUUAGCUGGGGAGCGGGCAGCCGAGGGGCAAAGGCUGGGCCCCGGCCUCCCCACCUGGCCUUACCUGGCCUGGCUGGCCUUGCUGGGGAGCUGGGCCGCGAGGGGCAAAGGUGGGCCCCGCCUCCCCACCUGGCCUUACCUGGCCUGGCUGGCCUUAGCAUGGGGGAGGGGCAGGAGGGGCAAAGGCUGGGCCCCGGCUCCCACCUGGCUUACCUGGCCUGGCUGGCCUUAGCGGGGGCCGGGCAGCCGAGGGGCAAAGGCUGGGGCCCGGCCUCCCCACCUGGCCUUACCUGGCCUGGCUGCUUAGCUUGGAGCUGGGCAGCCGAGGGGCAAAGGCUGGGCCCCGGCCUCCCCACCUGGCCUUACCUGGCUGGCGCCUUAGCUGGGGAGCUGGGCAGCGAGGGGCAAAGGCUGGGCCCCGGCCUCCCCACCUGGCCUUACCUGGCCUGGCUGGCCUUGCAUGGGAGCUGGGCAGCGCGGGGCAAAGGCUGGGCCCCGGCUCCCCACCUGGCCUUACCUGGCCUGGCUGGCUUAGCCUGGGGAGCUGGGAGCCGAGGGACUGCGCCCCGCCCACCUACCCGCGCUCUGGAGGGCCGCCGCGAUCUCCCGCUCGAGCUCCUCCAGGAUCCGCAGUCGCUCGUUGGCCAAGCCCAGGCCGAACGCGCCCGGCCCGGCCCCGGAGCCCCCCCGACGCAGCCCCCGCCACCCCUCCGCCCGCCGCCAUGCCGAGACCCUGCCGGCCACCAUGAGAGGCUGCGGGAGCGGAGCGAGGCCCAGGAGGCGCGGCUGGCGGAGGGAGCCCUUCCGGCGGGAGAGCGGGGCCCCGAGGGUCUGGACGCCCUGCGGAUCCGGAUCCAGCUCCAGGCAGAAGUGUCCGAACUCCGGCAGGAGAGAGAGGAGCUGCGCCAAGAGGUGGCCCUCCUGACGGAGGUCCUGAGGCAGAGGGAGGCCGAGGACCGGGAGCAGCGCGCCAGGAUGGGUCGCCUGGCGCAGGAGGCAGCCUCCCUGGCCCAGCAGUAUGAGGAGGCGCAGGGCAAGGCCUGGGAGCUCUCCCGGGAGGCCGAGGGGCUGCGGAUGGAGCUGGAGGGGGCCCGGGGGCUGCUGCAAGAGGCCCGGAGGGAGCGCCUAGACCUGGAGGCCCACUGGCUGGAGGAGAAGGCCCAAGAGGCACAGAGGCUGAACCGGGCCAACGAACAGCAGCAGAAGUACCAGCGGAAGGUGGCUCGCCUCCAGGAGAAGCUGGAGCGGAUGAGAGAAGCUGCCGGCUUGAGUCCCAGGUUGGGAGCAGAAACAGCCCUGAAGGAGAGGCACUUCAGCAUGCCAUGUGAAGAGGCGCAAAGGGAAGAAGAGACAGUGUCCUCCCCCAAACACAGGUAUGGGGUCCCUACUCUCUCAGCCAUCAAGGAGGACCCCACCCCCAUGAAUUCUCCCCUCUUCUCCCUGUAAGUGUGCCAAGGUGGCAUCCACUUUCACCUAGGAGGUCCUGGUUUGGCACCAAUUGCUUUGCAAAAUGAAGCAGCCUUGCAGAGAUCUUCACGAACAGAGCAGCCUUUUCAUUUCCCAAAGAGGAGAAAGGGACAUUUGCUGCUACUUGGCUCUUGCAUUGCAUCAAUAAAACGAAAACCAGAGC